AUGCUGCGCUUCCUGGUGUUCGCCACCCUGGUCCUUUAUGGACACAGCACCGAGGACUUUCCGGAAACCAACGCCCGGGUAGUCGGAGGGACUGAGUCCAGGAGAAAUUCCUGGCCCUCUCAGAUUUCCCUUCAAUACUUGUCCGGAGGUUCCUGGUAUCACACCUGUGGAGGGACCCUCAUUAGACAGAACUGGGUGAUGACAGCUGCUCAUUGUGUGGACAGCCAAAUGACCUUCCGUGUAGUGGUCGGAGACCACAACCUGUACCAGAAUGAAGGCACCGAGCAGUAUGUGAACGUGCAGAGGAUUGUGGUGCAUCCCUACUGGAACAGCAAUAAUGUGGCUGCUGGCUAUGACAUUGCCUUGCUGCGCCUGGCCCAGAGCGUUUCUCUCAACAGCUAUGUCCAGCUGGGUGUUCUGCCCCAAGAGGGAACCAUCCUGCCUAACAACAGUCCUUGCUAUAUCACAGGCUGGGGCAGGACCAUGACCAAUGGCCAGCUGGCCCAGACUCUGCAGCAGGCUUACUUGCCCACUGUGGACUACGCCACCUGCUCCAGUUCCUCCUACUGGGGCUCCACUGUGAAGAACACCAUGGUGUGUGCUGGUGGAGAUGGGGUUCGCUCCGGAUGCCAGGGUGAUUCUGGAGGACCCCUGCACUGCUUGGUGAACGGCCAGUACACUGUCCAUGGAGUGACCAGUUUCGUGUCCAGCCAGGGCUGUAACGUCUCCAGGAAGCCCACAGUCUUCACUCGGGUCUCUGCUUACAUCUCUUGGAUAAAUAAUAUCGUUGCCUACAACUGAACAUUUUCCUGGAUUCGACAGCCUUCCCAAGGUGGUUCUUA
Messenger RNA from Elephantulus edwardii (Cape elephant shrew), 842 nucleotides. RefSeq names its product chymotrypsin-like elastase family, member 1 (gene CELA1). Gene Ontology annotation, molecular function: serine-type endopeptidase activity. NCBI's taxonomy places the organism in Eukaryota, Metazoa, Chordata, Mammalia, Macroscelidea, Macroscelididae. Gene Ontology annotation, biological process: proteolysis. The transcript is spliced from 8 exons. Bases 1 to 801 code for a protein of 266 amino acids. The record is from RefSeq and is a predicted model, not a curated record.